This is a messenger RNA of Corylus avellana, 2042 nucleotides long. It is a transcript of the gene ASA1, whose product is annotated as anthranilate synthase alpha subunit 1. Lineage: Eukaryota; Viridiplantae; Streptophyta; Magnoliopsida; Fagales; Betulaceae. The record is from RefSeq and is a predicted model, not a curated record. Gene Ontology annotation, molecular function: anthranilate synthase activity. Gene Ontology annotation, biological process: L-tryptophan biosynthetic process.
CAUUCGUUGGGUUCUCUAUUAGUUCGUCAGUUAAGAGUGAGGGAAGCAAAGGCACAAAGCUCCAGCGUAUUCACUCGUCGGUUUCGGUUCUUUGAAUGAGCUCAGCGAAGAUGCAAAGCAUAGGCGUUUCCCACCGCUUGGUCCCGUCGAGCUACCGCCGGUCUCCGGUGCCGGUCAUCGGCAUUGCCAGUGGAAGAAGCUCAAGCUCGUCGGUUGGGUUCGCCCGCACAGUGAAAUGCUGCUCUCUGACAAGCUCCUCCUCGUCUUUAGUUGAUAAUGGGACCCAAUUUGCCGAAGCUUCUAGAAGAUCAAAUCUUGUUCCGCUUUACCGGACCAUAUUCUCCGACCAGCUUACUCCGGUUCUAGCUUAUCGGUGCUUAGUUAAAGAAGACGACCGAGAUGCUCCGAGCUUUCUUUUUGAGUCGGUGGAACCCCAUCCUAUUGUUUCGAGCGUUGGGCGUUAUAGUGUAGUUGGAGCUCAGCCAACGAUGGAAAUUGUGGCAAAAGAACAUAAGGUCACAACAAUGGACCAUGAAGAAGGGCGUUUAACUGAGGAGGUUGUUGAAGAUCCAAUGGAGAUUCCUAGAAGAAUCUCAGAGGAUUGGAAACCUCAACUUAUUGAUGAACUUCCGAAUACAUUUUGUGGUGGCUGGGUAGGUUAUUUCUCAUAUGAUACACUUCGCUAUGUGGAGAAGAAAAAGUUGCCAUUCUCUAAGGCACCAAAGGAUGAUAGAAACCUUCCUGACAUACAUCUUGGCCUCUAUGAUGACGUGAUUGUUUUUGAUCAUGUGGAGAAGAAAGCAUAUGUGAUUCACUGGGUGAGGUUAGAUCGGUACUCCUCUAUUGAGAAUGCUUAUAAAGACGGAGUGAAACGCUUGGAAGUAUUAGUAUCCAGAGUUCAAAAUAUUGAACCCCCAAAGCUUGCUCCGGGUUCUGUGAAAUUAGAUACUCGCCAUUUUGGUCCUUCAUUAAAGAAGUCAACCAUGACCAGUGAAGAAUACAAGAAUGCCGUACUACAGGCCAAAGAACAUAUUAUGGCAGGAGAUAUCUUCCAGGUCGUAUUAAGUCAACGUUUUGAACGCCGAACAUUUGCUGACCCAUUUGAAGUUUAUAGAGCAUUGAGAAUUGUGAACCCAAGUCCAUAUAUGACUUACUUGCAAGCUAGAGGAUGUAUUCUGGUUGCUUCCAGUCCGGAAAUUCUUACGCGUGCAAGGAAGAAUAAGAUUACCAAUCGACCAUUGGCUGGCACUGUGAGAAGAGGGAAGACAAGGCAAGAAGAUCAGAUGUUGGAAGCUCAGCUGCUAAGUGAUGAAAAGCAAUGUGCAGAACAUGUCAUGCUCGUUGAUUUGGGUCGAAAUGAUGUUGGGAAGGUCUCAAAAUAUGGUUCUGUGAAGGUGGAAAAGCUUAUGAAUGUGGAACGGUAUUCCCAUGUGAUGCACAUAAGUUCCACGGUUACCGGAGAGUUGCAAGAUCAUCUCACUUGCUGGGAUGCCCUGCGUGCUGCGUUGCCUGUCGGAACUGUUAGUGGAGCACCUAAGGUCAGGGCCAUGGAAAUAAUCGAUGAUUUGGAAGUAACUCGGCGAGGGCCAUACAGCGGCGGAUUCGGAAGCGUCUCUUUUUCUGGAGACAUGGACAUUGCAUUAGCUCUCAGGACAAUUGUGUUCCCCACAGGAACCCGAUAUGACACCAUGUAUUCAUACAAGGAUGCAACCAAGCGCCAGGAAUGGGUUGCUAACCUUCAAACUGGUGCUGGUAUUGUGGCUGACAGCAACCCUGAUGACGAGCAACAGGAAUGUCAGAACAAGGCUGCCGGUCUCGCCCGCGCCAUUGACUUGGCCGAAUCGGCUUUUGUUGACAAAUGAUGUCGGGCUUUACCAACGGAUGAAAUGGAAGUUAAAUGGUGACCCAAGAAUAAGAAAUCUCAACCUCCUUUAUGUCGACAGUUGCUUGGGUUGAAGAGAGGAAAAUAUGUAAGAGAAAUUAGACUACUUUUAUAGCAAUAUAUAAUAAAACCUUCACAGAGUUCAAAUUAUGUCUUAAGU